AGGGGGGACUUGGAAGGUUGUUCGAGGUGCAUGUUCUACCCGGAAGUACAAACGGGUGCUGAGAAGGAAUACAUACAAGAAGGAUGCCUCGGGUGCGUGUGAGGUCGAGUGUGGUGCUUAUGGUGUCGGCGUGGUGUUUGGUGUACGUUGCAGCGCAAGAUCCGGACGCAGCAACCUCAGGCAUCAGCAACGAAGGAGGCCCACCACUCACGACGCCCUCUGCCGAAGGAGCGGACGGCGAGGGCGGCGAGGGCGGGGGGAACGUGGAGGCGGAGACAGGGAGCGUAAAUGGAACCGGGGGAAGUGAAGGAGGUGGUGGAGGAAGUGAAGGAGGAGGAGGAGAAGGAGGAGGGGGAGAAGAAGGAGGAGAAGGAGAUGGACUAGGAACUGGGGGAGAACAAGUGAACGAAGGGGAAGGAAGUAACGCAAGUGUAAAUGGUACAGGAGAUGGAUUGGGUCAGCCAGAGGCUAACGUAGCGGAAGGAGAAGGUGGAGAAGAAGGAGAAGGAGGAGGAGAAGGAGAAGAAACUGGCGGAGGAGACGGAGGAGAAGUGAGUGCAGGAGGGGGAGAAACUGGUGAAGGAGGAGGAGGGGAAGGAGGCGGAACAGGUGCAACGGAUAUAGGAGGAACGGGCAUGGGAUACGGUGGAAAUGGCACUCAGGAAGUUGGAGGAGGAACGGGAGAAGGAGAAGGAGGUGGCGAUGGCGGAGGAGGUGAGGGAACUGGAGGAGAAGGAGAGGGGAAUAAUUCGGGAGAAGCCGGGAUAGGCGGAGGAGGAGGAGAGGGAGAAACUUCAGGAGGGGGAGAUGGUGAGGGAGAUAAAGUGGAAGGAGAUGGAGACACGGAGAAUAAUGGAGGAGAAGGAACGAGUGGAGCAGGAGGAGGAGAAGGAAACGGAGAAGGAGAAGGAAUCGGAGAAGGAGAAGGAACAGGAGGCGAUGGAAUAGGAGGAGAAAACGCAGGAGGAGACAAGAACAUCACUCAGGUCUCCAUCACGACGCCCCGACCGCCGGCCACCACAGAAAGAACGCCCUGUGGAAUGCACGCCAAGGUGGAAGGAGAGGAAUGUGUCUGUGACCUCGGCUGGACUCGUGACCCAGCUGACCCGAGUUCCCAGUGUGCGUGUCGUGACCUCUGCUACGAUGGGAGCGUAUCUUGCCCUGGACAGACGGAAUGUUAUCACGUGACCUGCAACAUCGCCUCGUGCAGGUGCAAGGACGGUCUGCACUACGAUCCCAGGAGUAGAACUUGCUUAAAUACCUGCCAAUACUAUGGAGAUGCUGUGUGUGGUCUGACUUCGCGAAGGUACUGUAUCGGUUCGGAUGAAAAGGCCACUACAUAUUCGUGUCGCUGUAUGGAUGGCUAUGAUAUCGUCGAUGGCGAAUGUCAGGACGCUGACGAGUGCAAAGGCGGGCCAUGCAAGGAGAAGGAAGCCUGCAUCAACACACCUGGCAGCUACAAGUGUGUGUGUCAGAGCGGUUAUAUGAGAGACCACGAUGGACUGUGUAUUAAUGUGAACGAAUGUGCGAGUCCAUCCUUACACGACUGCGAACAUGUGUGUGAAGACGCAGAACCUCCGCUGCGUUUUUCUUGCUCGUGUUACCCUGGGUUCACGUGGCAGGCGUUUACGCGCUCGUGUGUUAUCGACGACGAGCUGACGAAAUGUGAGUGCGAGGACGAGGCGAAGAGUGUGUGUUUCAAGCCAAGGGACGGGGAAAAGCAGUGCCAUCCUCGGCCAGGUUAUGUCCUCGUCAACGGCACUUUUCUAGACGAAGCAGAGUGUGAGAGCGAAGAGAGCGUAAAUUCGUGGUGUGGCGUCAGAAGCGAGUGCGUGGACGGAGAAGGUACUGCGACUUGCGAAUGCUUGGGCGGCUAUGCUAAUGACACGAUCAACUACGGACAAUGUGAAGCCAUAGUCUGUCCUACUGGGACCGUCCUCUCUGAUUCAUCUUGUGUAGAACCUUGCGACACUGUCCAGUGCGCCCCCCCUCUCCGUUGUGGCCUGACAGCUGAAGGAGUGCCAGAGUGCCGUUGCAUGAGCGAGUGUCAGGCUCUCUUGGAACCGGAAGUCACGACCAGCGUCUAUCGAGGUGUUGUUGAGGUUUUGGCACUCGCAGAAGACUCCAUGACUUCAAUGCGUCUAAUGAAAGCGCUAGGAACGAUCUUCGGCGUCGACAACACAGAGAUCCUGAGCGUCACACCGGCUGCCAAAAGACGCUCUACCACCACGCGCUCUGACAGCACCACAACCUACCGCGUGGACUUCCUGCUCAUGGCCCCCCGUCCCAACAUGACUGGCGAGGUCAACAUGGCCAUCAGAGGUCAAUGCAUGAACUCCGCGGACACCCCCUCCACUUGCGUCCUCCCCGGGGGACUGGUGGUGGAGAGGGAGUCCAUCGCGGUGAAGGUUAAAGAUGAUUCCCACCAACAUUUCCAACAGCUAGGAACGAUCUUCGGCGUCGACAACACAGAGAUCCUGAGCGUCACACCGGCUGCCAAAAGACGCUCUACCACCACGCGCUCUGACAGCACCACAACCUACCGCGUGGACUUCCUGCUCAUGGCCCCCCGUCCCAACAUGACUGGCGAGGUCAACAUGGCCAUCAAAGGUCAAUGCAUGAACUCCGCGGACACCCCCUCCACCUGUGUCCUCCCCGGGGGACUGGUGGUGGAGAGGGAGUCCAUCGCGGUGAAGGUUAAAGACCCGUGCGAGGAUUCCCCAUGUCCCGAGGGCGUGUCCGAAUGCGUGCCCAGAAACGAUGUAUCCGGCCGCUACACGUGUCCCUGUCUCAAAGGAUACGUGAAAGUGAACAGCUUCGGGACACUUGGCUUCUGUAGAGAAGUCGACGAAUGUGCUGAAGGCCUUGCAAUGUGCAGGGACGAUCAAGAAUGUAUCAAUACACCGGGAGGCUUCUUAUGCAGGAGUUUGACCGGUUCUGCGGCGUCAGGCGACUUUCACCGCGACCUCGCUAUAGCGUUCGGGGUCUUAUUUUUCUUGACGCUGCUCCUUGUGAUGUGUCUCGUUUAUCGGUCCGCCAAGAGGUCGCCACGAGUGCACGAGUGUCUCCCCAUGAACACCACCGCCACGGGUUUCGAGAACGCCGCCUUCCACAAGUAGACGACGAGGCUGCUCCUGACGCCUCUCUUCGUCAGCAGAACGGGGGAGUGAGACGCCACGGAGGCUGCGUUGAUCUGACGAGGAUCGAAGAAAUUGAUCUGUGAAGAAGAAGAAAAGAAGAAGAAAAAAAGA
Messenger RNA from Penaeus indicus, 3251 nucleotides. Its product is annotated as neurogenic locus notch homolog protein 1-like. Gene Ontology annotation, molecular function: calcium ion binding. The transcript has 19 exons. NCBI's taxonomy places the organism in Eukaryota, Metazoa, Arthropoda, Malacostraca, Decapoda, Penaeidae. The coding region runs from base 84 to 3119 and encodes 1011 amino acids. The record is from RefSeq and is a predicted model, not a curated record.